AGGUCUUUUUGCAAGUGUGAUUUCAACAGCCAAAUCCGCGGACUGAUUGUCAUUGCAUCGCGGAAAAACGUCCCAACAGGUGUUUGGGGUCUCAACACUGGCACGACAUUUUUGGUCUGUGUGGACAAUUACAGCGGCCACUUCAGACGACAGUUCCCACCAGAAACAAGGAAAAUGCACAAUGGCGACCCCGACCCCUGAUAAACCCACCCUCAUCCUGCCCAAGAAUUGGCCAGCAGACAUCCCCUACCUCUACACCCCGCGGCACUCGCCAGCACUAACGGAAUCCCAACUGGCCGCCAUCCGCAUCCCCCCAGCCCGGGCCGCCGCCCCCAACACCACAGCACCAAGCACCAUCCCGCGCAGUCUGCGCCGCGGGCCCUGCCCCGCCGUCGAGAUCCGUACCAUCACAGACCCGCGGCACCCGGCGGCGGGCCAGCGCGGGCUCUUUGCCGCGCGGCGGCUAGAGCCGGGCGCGCUGGUGCUGCCGUACCUGGGCGAGGUGCACCCGGGCAUCAUGGCCGAGCCGCCGCAACCGCAGAAGGACGACGGGGGCCGGCAGCGGCAACAGCAGCAGUACAGCUACGCAGAGUCAGACUACGACCUGUGGCUAUCGCGCGACGCCGACGUGGCCGUGGACGCGGCGCGGUGCGGCAACGAGGCGCGCUUCGUCAACGACUACCGCGGCGUGCCCGGCGCGGUGCGCGCCAACGCCGAGUUCAGGGAGGUCUGGGACCCGCGGCCGCAGCCGCGGCCCCGCGCGCCGGCUCCGGCCGCGGACGGCGGCGGGGAGACCGAGGCGCCGGGUGAACGUUUGCCGGUCGUGGCGGGGGAGUGGACGAUGGCGGUGUUUGUGCUGCCGGUGGGGAAGAAGGCGCUCGCGAGGCAGCAGGAGCUGCUGCAGCUGCUGCAGCAGAAAAGAGGCAAGGGUUCCCGGGGCGGAGCUGGGCCUGGCGGUGGGCGAAAAGAUGGGCCGCUCCGUGGGAUCAACGAAGGGGAGGAGAUAUUGGUUAGCUACGGCAAGGGGUUCUGGGAGAAGCGAAGACAAGAAAGUGAGGCUGGUGGUCGAGGAGAACCAGACGAGCUACAAAAAGCGCCUCCCUAAAACCACCUAGGGAUCCAAUCCACACAAGGAAUUCUGAUGAGCCAUGGUGAAAACCAAGGCCCGGAGCUUGGGGGCCCGUUUACUGGUUCAACACUCGGCAUCUCGAAUUAGGUUGGAAACUGGGCUAAGACAUCAAAACCCGGGGUAAGAAGAUCGUCGCAGUGGAGAGACGCGAUAUCGAGAUGGGACGUCUUUCUUCGUUAUUGGAGGAAAUGUAUUCCCGUGCCGUUACAUCCUACCUCAAACAAACAACGGCCAAUUCUUCCGGCUGCGACUGUCUGUUGGCUAUCCAUGAACAAUCACCAAAGUUUUAUCGCGCACCA
Gaeumannomyces tritici R3-111a-1 is the source of this 1428-nucleotide messenger RNA. RefSeq lists its product as hypothetical. The record is from RefSeq and is a predicted model, not a curated record. The coding region runs from base 182 to 1105 and encodes 307 amino acids. Lineage: Eukaryota; Fungi; Ascomycota; Sordariomycetes; Magnaporthales; Magnaporthaceae. The transcript has a single exon.